AUGCAAGAACAUCAACCGCCGAUUGGGAGGAGGAAUUGCCCUCUGCAGAUGCUCGUCAUUGACGCAAACACUUUAUGGAAUAAGGAUAUUCUGGGCGGGCGCAAACAAAGGCACGAAUCCUUCCCUGCGAUUGACAUCACGCAUAUCCGCUUAGCAGCCCAAUGUUCGAUGCUAUACAAUGACCGCAUGCUAGACACCACUCGUUUUCCUCGGCUUACUCAUUUCGCCAUACCUCUAUACCUUUGCGGGGGUACCUUCUUCCGCGCCAGGCUAGAAACGCAGCGGGUCGCGCUGACUCGCCUUUUAGACAACUCGACAUUGCAGAUGCUAGUGUGCAUUCUAGUCCGCUCGUCAGACCGGGACUUGGCCUGGGAAUGGAUUCGAGACAUGCGCAAGAGAUACACCAACACAUACUUGGUAGAGCCGUCCGGGUGUGGGUUACAGAAGGAAUGGGAGAGGGAGGUGCGAGGUGGUGAAAGCAUUUGGGAGAGAGCAAUCAAAUAUACCCAGGAGGUGAUGGAAACGGGGUAUUCUAUUUGUACGGAUUUUAUUUAA
Pleurotus ostreatus (oyster mushroom) is the source of this 555-nucleotide messenger RNA. RefSeq lists its product as uncharacterized. The transcript has a single exon. The record is from RefSeq and is a predicted model, not a curated record. Lineage: Eukaryota; Fungi; Basidiomycota; Agaricomycetes; Agaricales; Pleurotaceae. Bases 1 to 555 code for a protein of 184 amino acids.